Messenger RNA from Megalobrama amblycephala (Wuchang bream), 2392 nucleotides. RefSeq names its product WD repeat domain 32 (gene wdr32). Gene Ontology annotation, cellular component: Cul4-RING E3 ubiquitin ligase complex. The transcript has 7 exons. Lineage: Eukaryota; Metazoa; Chordata; Actinopteri; Cypriniformes; Xenocyprididae. Gene Ontology annotation, molecular function: protein binding. The record is from RefSeq and is a predicted model, not a curated record. The coding region runs from base 196 to 1701 and encodes 501 amino acids.
GAACCGGAAAUACGUAGUCUGUUGUAUUCCGCACACAUCCGCAGUUCUCUAGUGUUUGUAUUAAUGGAUGUUUAAGCAGUAUCUGCACACAUUGCGAGACGGCCUGGUUCGCGGAUCCAGUGCCUGUCCCCCCACUGCAGGAGGGUGAGUUUGGAAGAGUCUCAAAACGGAGCCGCCAGCAACAUUCGCGCAACAAUGAGCUCGGGACAGCCGAGCGACAAUGAGGAGCCGCGCGCUGAUCUGCUGCGCGAGGAGGAUGAGGACGAGGAGGACAGCGAUGAAGACAAAGGCUCCACGAGAACAUCAUCACCGCAAGAGGGCUGUGAGAGUGCCGAGGUGCAGGGCAGCUCGAGGCUCGAGUUGGCCGCAGACGGCGGGACGGGCUCGGGAUGCAGGAGCUCAAGCGCUUGCGACUCUCUGUUCUCGUGGAUUUGCAGGAGGACAAUCCGCAGGGGGCCGUUCGUAGACCCCGCGCGGGAUCACUUCCGUACAAUGACACGGCUUUAUUCGUCCAUGAGCCCUGCUACGGAUUCGGUGAACCUCACUACACAAACUCACGGGGCUGUCUUCAACUUGGAGUACUCCCCGGACGGGUCAGUUUUGACGGUCGCUUGUGAGCAGACUGAAGUGCUUUUGUUUGACCCUGUUUCUUCCAGACAUAUUAAAACACUGGUGGAGGCUCACGAGGACUGUGUGAACAACAUAAGGUUUCUCGACAACCGGCUGUUUGCGACCUGCUCUGAUGACACCACCAUUGCAUUGUGGGAUUUGCGGAAACUCAACUCGAAGGUGUGCACGUUGCAUGGCCACGCCAGCUGGGUCAAGAACAUUGAGUAUGAUACACAUACCCGCCUGCUUGUGACGUCAGGGUUUGACGGAAAUGUCAUCACCUGGGAUACUAACAGGUUCACAGAAGAUGGCUGUCCACACAAGAAGUUUUUCCACACGCGCUAUCUAAUGCGGAUGCGUCUGACUCCAGACUGCAGUAAGAUGUUGAUCUCAACAUCCUCUGGUUACCUGCUCAUCUUACAUGACCUUGACCUCACCCAGAGCCUUGAGGUCGGGAGCUACCGCAUCCUACGGGCCCGCAGGGCUCCGCUCAGCACAGAAGGCUCAUCAGCAGGUUCCAGGUCAGGUGGUUCUCGUCACACCAUUGACAGCAAAACCCAUCCACACAGAGAGGGUUUGUCACCCAGAAACAGUCUUGAGGUAUUAACCCCAGAGAUCCCGGGUGAGCGGGAUCGUGGGAACUGCAUCACCUCCUUGCAACUGCAUCCUAAGGGCUGGGCCACACUGUUACGCUGCUCCAGCAACAUGGACGACCAAGAGUGGACGUGCGUGUAUGAGUUUCAAGAAGGAGCUCCACCUCGACCACCAGUGUCUCCUCGCUGCUCUCUGCGUCUCACGCACUACAUCGAGGAGGCUAAUGUCGGCCGCGGCUACAUUAAAGAGCUGUGCUUCAGUCCUGACGGCCGCCUCAUUUGCUCGCCGUACGGUUACGGCGUGCGCUUGCUGGCGUUCGAUGAGCACUGCGCUGAGCUGACGGACUGCAUGCCUGUGCGGACGGCUCUGCUGCGGGAGGUCCGCUCCAUCUACUCUCACAGCGACGUGGUGCUCACCUCAAAGUUCUCGCCCACUCACUGUCAGUUUGCAUCAGGUUGCCUUAGUGGACGCGUAGCUCUGUAUCAACCACACUUUUAACACAUACAAAUUCAUUUGAAUUUACACUGAUCACUGAACUACAUCCUGCAAAUGGCAGAAGCUUUUGAUGCUGAUGGCGGACAAUGGGAGAACGAAACUACCUUAAAGGGAUAGUUCACCCAAAAAUGAAAAUUCUGUCAUCAUUUACUCCCCCUCAAGUUGUUCCAAACUUGUAUAAAUUUCUUUGUUCUGCUGAACACAAAGGAAGUUAUUUGGAAGAAUGUUUGUAACCAAGCAGAUCUCGCCCCCCAUUGACUACCAUAGUAGGAAAAAAAAUAUGAUGGUUGUCAAUGCGGGCGAGAUCUGCUUUAUUACAAACAUUCACACAAAAGUAAGAAUUUGGAAGAAUGUAACCAAGCAGAUCUCGCCCCCCAUUGACUAUCAUAGUAUUUUUUUCCUACGAUGGUAGUCAAUGGGGGGCAAGAUCUGAUUGGUUACAAACAUUCUUCCAACUAUCUUCGUUUGUGUGAAUGACUACUAUAGUAGGAAAAAAAUACUUUGGUAGUCAAUGGGGGGUGAGAUCUGCUUGGUUAUAAACAUUCUUCCAAAUAUCAUCCUUUGUCUGAACGUUUGUAGAAUGUUCGUAAUUAAGCAGAUCUCGCCCCCACAUUGACUACCAUAGUAGGAACAAAAAUACUAUGAUAGUCAAUGGGGGGGGGGGGGGGGGAGAGAUUUGCUUGGUUUCAAACAU